AGCGGGACUCGGGUCGGCUCCGUUCGGGUGCUGGUGGCUGAGGACAGCGCUCCCGCCCCGCUGCCCGGGUCAGUGGUGUCUCUGUGAGGCGGGUAGAGGUGGGCCUGGAUGCGAGCUUCCUGCCCCGCUCCUCCCUGCAGCCACGGGAGCUGUGUGGGUGUCGGCCUCUCCUGAGGGAACAGCUUCAGAGACUGGAGCCAGAAUGUUGAGAAUCCCGAGGAAAUUUUCAGUGAAUGCACUGAAGCCAUCAAGUCUGUGCAAUAAGUGCAUGUAUUACAGGAAGACAAGAAUGAGAGUCGUAACUGCAAUACAGCAAAACUGCAGUAUGAGAAACUACAGUUCUCCACCAGGAGAUGUUAAAUCUCUGCGUUCUGUCAUUAAUCCUCACAUAUCCAGAAUCCGAAACAUUGGCAUUAUGGCCCACAUAGAUGCAGGGAAAACUACGACAACAGAGAGAAUGCUGUAUUAUUCUGGAUACAUAAGAACACCUGGAGAUGUUGAUGAUGGGGACACAGUGACAGACUUCAUGGUACAGGAACGAGAACGUGGCAUUACCAUUCAGUCUGCUGCUGUUACGUUUGACUGGAAGGACUACAGAAUCAAUCUGAUUGAUACCCCAGGUCAUGUGGACUUUACAGUGGAAGUUGAGCGUUCCUUGAGAGUUCUGGAUGGAGCUGUAGCAGUGUUUGAUGCUUCAGCUGGUGUUGAGGCCCAAACUCUGACAGUGUGGAGGCAAGCAGACAAACACCAGAUACCACGGAUUUGUUUUUUGAACAAGAUGGACAAAAACAGGGCAAGUUUUACAUAUGCUGUUGAGAGCAUCAAACAGAAGUUGAAGACAAAACCUUUGCUUUUACAGGUGCCCAUUGGGGAAGCCAAGACUUUCAGAGGACUGGUUGAUGUUGUGACUAAGGAACAAAUAAUUUGGAAACCCACUUCUGAUUUGGAUGAUGGAAAAAAAUUUGAGCAAAAGCCACUGUUGGAGGCUGAUGAUCCCAGCCUAUUCCAAGAAGUCCAGGAUGCCAGAAAUGCUUUAAUAGAACAAGUUGCAGAUCUGGAUGAUGAAUUUGCUGAAUUGGUUCUAGGAGAAUAUAGUGAAAAUUUUGACUUAAUACCAUCUGACAAGUUGCAGUCUGCCAUUCGCAGAGUCACUCUAGCUCAGAAAGCAGUACCUGUGCUCUGUGGCAGUGCACUGAAGAACAAAGGGGUGCAGCCUUUACUGGAUGCCAUUACUAUGUACUUGCCUGCUCCUAAUGAGCGUUCAUAUGAGUUUCUACAGUGGUACAAAGAUGACUUGUGUGCCCUAGCAUUUAAAGUUCUCCAUGAUAAACAUCGUGGACCUCUAGUUUUUGUUCGUGUUUACUCAGGUUCACUGAAACCUCAGUCAGCUGUGUAUAAUAUUAACAAAAGUUGCACUGAGAGAAUGAGCCGUCUGCUUCUACCAUUUGCUGAUCAGCAAAUUGAAAUACCAUCACUAAUGCCAGGCAACAUUGCCCUUACUGUCGGGUUAAAACAGAGUGCCACUGGAGAUACCAUAGUGUCAUCAAAGGCUUCAGCAGUGGCUGCAGCACGUCGAGCUGGGAGGGAUGCUGGGGGAGAGAAGAGGUCUACCAGUGAGGUGGAGAGCCUUCUGCUGGCAGGUGUUGAGAUCCCUGACCCUGUCUUCUUCUGUACGAUUGAACCUCCUUCAAUAACCAAACAACAAGACUUGGAUAAUGCAUUAAGCUGCCUUCAGCGUGAAGAUCCAAGUUUAAAAGUGAAGCUAGAUCCUGACACAGGACAAACUAUUCUCUGUGGCAUGGGUGAACUGCACAUAGAGAUCAUUCACGACCGAAUCAAACGUGAAUAUGGAAUUGAGACUUACUUGGGAUCUCUUCAGAUAGCAUACAGGGAAACAAUCUUAAAUGCUGCCCAAGCUACAGAUGUAUUGGACAGAACAGUAGGAGAUAAGCGACACUUUGUAACUGCAGAGUUAGAAGUGAGGCCAAGGUUAGGAGAGAGAGCAACAACAAAACCUGUCAUCCAGUAUGCUCCAAGUGUCAUUGAAGGGCUACCCGAAGAACUUCAAGCAGCUAUAGAAAAUGGAAUCACAAAUUCAUGUAUUCAAGGCCCCUUGCUUGGAUCCCCAGUUCAGGAUAUAGAUGUGACAGUUCAAUCACUGACAGUACAUCCUGACACUUCCCACACCAUGGUAUCAGCCUGUGUCUCCCGUUGCAUGCAGAAGGCUAUGAAAAAAGCUGGUAUACAAGUACUGGAGCCCUUGAUGAACCUGGAAAUCACAGUAGGUGAAGAGCACCUCAGUGCAGCACUGGCUGACCUUGCACAGCGGAGGGGCAGCAUCCAGGAAAUCCAGAGUCGUCAAGAUAACAGAGUUGUGGUUGCUGCUGUUCCACUGGCAGAAAUGAUGGGCUACUCAACAGUUUUACGUUCUCUAACAUCAGGCUCGGCAACCUUCACUUUGGAGCUUGCCAGCUACCAAGCCCUCAGCAGCCAAGAGCAAAGCGCGCUUCUUCAGAGGAAGAUGGGACUGGUGUGAUUGCUUUACUCUAUAGCACAAUAAAGAUAUUUUCUAUUCUCCCUGUUAAACA
Molecule: messenger RNA, 2588 nt
Organism: Calypte anna (Anna's hummingbird)
Lineage: Eukaryota; Metazoa; Chordata; Aves; Apodiformes; Trochilidae
Gene: GFM2
Product: G elongation factor mitochondrial 2
Exons: 21
Coding region: 203-2536 (777 amino acids)
Biological process (GO): ribosome disassembly; mitochondrial translation
Cellular component (GO): mitochondrion
Molecular function (GO): translation elongation factor activity; GTPase activity; GTP binding
Source: RefSeq, a predicted model, not a curated record